AUGACCAUGUACAGCGCGAUCGUGUUAUGCCUUUUCUUUGGAGCCUUUUCAGCCGCACAGGACUUCAAGUGGAAGACUCACCAGGCCAAUCCAAACCAUCAACGUUCAGCUCCGUUCCAGAAGACUCCGCCUCGUGAGGAACGCUUGUCCUGGAGGUUUCCAGAGAACCCGGCCGAGGAGGAGCCUCGGUUCCCGCCGGAGUUCGAGGUCAAGGUUCCGGUGGCGGCGGAAAGCAUCACCGCCAUCUGCGGGGAGAACUACGUCUGGGUGGAGGCCAAGAAGGACCUGCUGGGGGUGGGCGAACCGGUCCUGUCUGCAGACCUCUCGCUGGGCGGAUGUCCCGCCACCGGGGACGACCCGGAGAGGCAGGUCCUGCUCUUCGAGUCCCCGCUGCACGGAUGUGGCAGCCAGCUGCUGAUGUCUGAGGACUCGUUCGUCUACGUCUUCACGCUGCUCUACUCUCCCAGCCCUCUGGGCUCCACUCAAAUCACCCGAGCCAGAGACGCCGCAAUCGACAUCCAGUGUCACUACCACAGGAAGCAGGACGUGAGCAGCGCGGUGUUGACUCCGACCUUGAGUCCCUUCAGUCGCUCCAGUGCCUCUGAGGAUCAGCUGUACUUCUCCAUCAAACUCGUGACCGAUGAUUGGCAGUUCUCUCGUCCAGCCGCUGAGUUCUUCUUGGGCGACAUGAUGAAGUUCGAGGUAUCUGUCCGGCAGUUUCACCACGUCCCACUCAGAGUGACGGUGGACCGCUGCGUGGCCACGACGCUCUCGCACGUCGACACCGUCCCUCGCUACGUCUUCCUGGGAAAUGGCGGGUGUCUGUUCGACAGUCAGCUGACCGGCUCCAGCUCUCGGUUCCUGCCGCGCUCGCAGAACGAGAAGCUGCAGUUCCAGUUGGAGGCCUUCAAAUUCCAGCAGGACAGCAACGGCGUGAUCUACAUCACCUGCAACGUGAGGGCCACGGUAGCUGCAGUACCUGUUGAUGCCACCAACAAGGCCUGCUCCUUCUCCAACGGGUGGAGGGAGGCCAGUGGCAACCAUAAAGCCUGUAGCUGCUGUGACUCAGACUGUGGAACAGGAAGCCAAGGUCAUGCGACUAAGACUGGAGCUCAGUGGGAAGAGGAGCGAGCUGUAGGACCGAUCACAGUGAAGGAGAAACCUCUACGGCAACCCGACGCCCCCUUGGUGAGAGGGUGGAAAUAAAGUUACUAACUAGAACACUGAAGCUGUUGAUUUGGAUUUAAAAACUCCUUGUUACUGAGAAUAAAUCAAAGCUGUUUGACACCUGAGACUCAAAGUCCCUUUUUAUUGACUGGCUCAA
Pungitius pungitius (ninespine stickleback) is the source of this 1324-nucleotide messenger RNA. Its product is annotated as zona pellucida sperm-binding protein 3-like. The record is from RefSeq and is a predicted model, not a curated record. The transcript has 9 exons. Lineage: Eukaryota; Metazoa; Chordata; Actinopteri; Perciformes; Gasterosteidae. Bases 1 to 1206 code for a protein of 401 amino acids.